Molecule: messenger RNA, 666 nt
Organism: Fusarium vanettenii 77-13-4
Lineage: Eukaryota; Fungi; Ascomycota; Sordariomycetes; Hypocreales; Nectriaceae
Exons: 3
Coding region: 1-666 (221 amino acids)
Biological process (GO): L-cysteine catabolic process
Molecular function (GO): cysteine dioxygenase activity; ferrous iron binding
Source: RefSeq, a predicted model, not a curated record
AUGGCCAUCGGAAUCCUUUCAACCUCGAGUGCCUUGAGCACCGGUCCUAUCGACGUCCCUAAUGUUGGCCCGUUCCAGCAGAACCGUUUCGAGGAACUCGUGCAGCGCCUCAAAGAGGCUCUCGGCCCGUCGUCGGGUCUGACGUCUGAUGAUGUUGAUGUCGACUUCCUGACUCGCCUCAUGCAAGACUAUGAUGGCUCCGAUAUGGAGUGGUCCCGAUAUGCUUUUGGCGACCACACUAGGGGUUACACCCGCAACCUUGUCGACGAGGGCAAUGGCAAGAGCAACCUGCUUGUCCUUGUAUGGUCUCCUGGAAAGGGGAGCCCUAUCCACGACCACGGCAAAGCCCACUGCCUCAUGAAGAUCCUCAAGGGCAACCUGACCGAGACUCGCUAUGCCUUUCCUGACGAGGACGAACAAGAGAAACAGAUGGAGGUCAUCUCCGAAAGGACAUAUAAGGAAAACGCCGUCGCCUAUAUGGCAGACGAGCUAGGACUCCACAGAGUGUCCAAUAGGGGCAGCGACUUUGCUGUCUCAUUGCACUUGUAUACUCCGCCCAAUGUAGCAAAGAAGGGAUGCCACAUUUUUGACGAGAAGACGGGGCGUAGGAGCCACGUGCCGGGUUGUCACUACUACUCGGCGUACGGGCGACUGCUCAAGGAGUAG